AUGCAGGCAGGCGCAAGCAAGGCCGGAACGUCAAAAAAUGCUGGCGCAGAGCAAAGGGCAGCAGUUGACAACGAUCGUAGCAAUGCGGUCGAGGGAUCGCAGGCCAAGGAGAGCGCGGUGAGCGGCAACGAGUCGCUAAUCCAGAUGAUGCUCCGGAGGAUGCUCCAGGAAACGUCGACCCAUAUAAUGAGCGAACAGAAGAAGAUGCUGCAGAGGCUCUGGGAUGCGUUGCUGGAGAACCAGCGAUCGGCGACGAAGAUGGUGAGCGACCAGCUGGAGAUGAUCCGACAACUCCAGCAGGAAAUCCGUACGAUCAGUGCCGAGGCAGCCGAAGACCGGAAGAAGACAGAAGAGCUUAGACGCAUGCACGAACAAACGGCUGACCAGCUCAGGGCAAUGCGAGAAGAGACAGCCGAACAGCUUAGACAGAUGCGGGAA
Molecule: messenger RNA, 438 nt
Organism: Ilyonectria robusta
Lineage: Eukaryota; Fungi; Ascomycota; Sordariomycetes; Hypocreales; Nectriaceae
Exons: 1
Source: RefSeq, a predicted model, not a curated record